UGGCGGCGGAUGGGCGGGCGGCGCAGCAACUUCUGGAUCUUCUCCUCAAAUUCUCCAUUGACAAGCUCGAUUCAGCAUGGAUAAGGAAUGUGAUAGACGCGGAUUUCACAGAGGUGGAGGAUUUGCCGCCGGAGUUCGAGGAUCUCCACUGCAGCACCAAUUUCAGUGGGUUGUUCGGCGCGGUGAUCGGGUCCUGUAGGCAGUGGAUUGACACAAUGCCAGCCCUCAACGACGACAGCGACAGGAGAGCUUCGUCGUCCAACCUUAAUAGGUCUACGGAGGAGGAGAGAGGUGAGGUCGAAGCACACACCAGAUUUUGGAUCGAUUUGUCCGAAAAUGUGAAUUUGAAGGGGCUGAUGUCACUUCUCUUUUUUUACAUCUUCCGGGGUCAAAGGUACGAUGCCAAGGAGGAGGACCGCGAGCUGGGCAUUCAGGCGGCCAGCCUGUAUUUCCUCCUCCUCUCUGUGCCUGGAAGUAAUGCCUUCCGUGUGUUCCACCCUGUCAUGUACCUCAAGGCUCUAGACAUCCUGCGUCUGACGACCAAAUUGCGUGUGGGAGCCGUGAGCCCAAAAAAGGGGCGUCAAGGUGGUGUUAGAGGUGGUCAGAGGAAGUCGCAUGAGGAACUCAUGGCAGAGAUGGAGGAUGAUGACGAUGCUGAAAUAACAAUGCUUUCUCCUAGUGAGGCAAACAAACUCAUUCGAUCUCUGAAUAUUCUUCUUAAUGAUUUCUUGAGGCUCUCCCAAAGGUUCUCAUUGAAACAUUCACCGGAAUCAAUGGAUGAAACCAUUAGUAUUCUUGUUGAUGUAUCUCGGUCGGAGACCCAUAAUGCACAAGGGAUCUUUGUUGGCAGACAUGGCCCAGCAACUGUCACGGCAUUAGCUUACAAUGCCUAUGUGGCACUGCAGUCCAUAUGCAACCCCAUCCAUGGUAAGGUAAACAAAAUUGUUAUUAUGAUAAUGAAACACAUAAUGUACAAUAUUCUUAUGAUCAGUCGAGGGUCCUCAGACCUGUCAGCUCGAUCUUUAGGGGUUAUUCGAGAUCAUUCCCUCAUUUUUGUCAAGUACAUAUUGACGCAGGUGAAAGAGGAAGCACAUGAAGGUGUAUAUAUCCUUAUCCAGCACUUGUGCAUUCAGGUACCAGACAAGGCAGAAUUUAGGCAAAAAACUGCUCAGUCUGUGGUGGAAAUCUUGCGCUACCUUCCCAUCCAGUUGUACACAAAGCUCAUGAAAUGGUUCUUCAAGUUCUCCCAUAAUGAAAAGGCAGGUCACAGGCUUUUCUUGCUUGAGGUUAUCUCAAAGAUGCUAGGUGAGGAGGAACGCCAAGCUGAGGGUUCAGAUAAUUCCCAACUGCAGAACAAUACUCAAGAAGUACAACCUCCGCUCAGAACAAUAAGAGAGGGUCAAGAGGAAGAGGAAGAGACUGAAGAUGACAACAGCAGUAGCAGUUUUGAGAAUGUCAGAGUAGAUCAUUCAGUAAAUGUUCCCCCGGAUCGAAAUAUUCUCUCCCAUAAGUUCUUAUUGAGCAUUAUAUUCUCAAGGUGCCGUGAUAGUGGAGCCACAGUCCGUUCAAAGGCAUUGGCUUUAUUGGCAGAAUGCACAUUUUCUACCAACCCAACCAUUAUGCUUGCCAUGAAGCAAAUAUUUUUCCGCUCUCGGCCGACAGUCUUUACAACUCCACACAUUGACAACAACAACAUCAAUAUGGAAUCUCCACUUGAGCUAGAAGAUGAGGAUCUUGAUUUACCAAAUGCUUCUUUGGUUGUUUCCAUGCUGCAUCGUCGGGCACUGGAUGACAAGGUUACUGUACGGAAGUCAGCUCUGCAGGUUUUAGAAAACUUGAUGAGAAUUGACAAUGAGAUGCUUACGGAUAAAAAUCUUGAGGUCCUAGUAGAGCACUGUAGGGACCCAGCACUGAUCAUCCGUAAGCAGAUGGUCACCUCAUUGACGACACUUGUAUUGUGUUACCCAGAACACAGUGGUGUGAUGUCAAGGUGGAUAAAAGGGGUCUUACCGCUUAUUCUUGAUCCAGAGAUGAAAGUUCAAGAGAGAGUAGUAGAGGUUCUUGAUCAACUGUUAUUCAAGCCCAUGUUACCCCAUGACCAUCCCAAGGGUAAUCUGCCUGAAAGCAAGCUACCUUGGCAUGUGCUGAGUGGCAUCACAAAACAUUCCUUCCACAAGUUUUUCAAUAAAGCAAUCAUGAUGUGUCUUGUCCUAGUAGAGCACUGUAGGGACCCAGCACUGAUCAUCCGUAAGCAGAUGGUCACCUCAUUGACGACACUUGUAUUGUGUUACCCAGAACACAGUGGUGUGAUGUCAAGGUGGAUAAAAGGGGUCUUACCGCUUAUUCUUGAUCCAGAGAUGAAAGUUCAAGAGAGAGUAGUAGAGGUUCUUGAUCAACUGUUAUUCAAGCCCAUGUUACCCCAUGACCAUCCCAAGGGUAAUCUACCUGAAAGCAAGCUACCUUGGCAUGUGCUGAGUGGCAUCACAAAACAUUCCUUCCACAAGUUUUUCAAUAAAGCAAUCAUGAUGUGGUCCAAAACAGAAUAUGUAAGACCUCAGAUUGCCACCAUUGCUCGCUCUCACAUCGGGAAUAAAUACAACGAAGAAGUCUGGACACUGUUGGCUUUGCUUUCGAACCAUAUUACUGUGAAAAAUAUUGCCUUUGCUGUGGACUAUUUUGAAGAGCAUUGCCAAGGAGAAUCACAGGUGGGUGCUUAUACCCUACAACAAGUAUUGAAAGUACUGAGCAACAGCAUCAAACAUGUACCAAACGACCGUGCUGAGGCCUUACAGAAGCAGCUUUUGGAGCCUGUCAACAAUUUCUCGGUUGGGGUUGAGCUCAUAUCUUCCAUGAUGGAUACAGUUACUCUGCUUAGCUAUAAACUCCAUGGUGAUGAGGCAGAGGGACAAAAAGCUAUAGAGAAGUGGGUGGCUCCACUUCUUAAGAUGUGUGAUGACCACUUGAAACACAUCCUGUUUGAAAAGACAGACCCCAUAGACAAAGAGGGAGAGGAGCUGCUUUUCAGACACUUGUUUACCCUGGGAGAGGCUUCAAUGCUUUGUCCUCAUAAGGUCAACAAAAGGAUGUUCUUGAUGCUGCAGAGUAUCAUAUUUCACCAAUCAGGAAUACAGAGAACUGGGUCAGCAAUCAUCCCCUCAUCCCAGACACAGAGUUCUCAGCCUACAGCCAUCACUUUUGUACCUACUACUAGAGUGCAGGCUCUGGCUGUGGUGACCCUGGGCAAAAUGUGCUUGCAACAUGAAGAUCAAGCCAAACGCAUCAUCCCAGCUCUUGGGAAGAUGCUAGAUUCCAGUGCAUGCUCAUCUCUCAAGAUCAAUAUUGUCUUCACACUAUCGGAUAUGUGUGUCAGGUAUGCAACACUAGUAGAUCCCUUGAUGCCACAAGUCACUGCUUGUCUCCGAGACCCAGAUUUACAAGUUAGGAGGACAACUCUGACCCUAUUGAUCAACCUACUACAAGAGGAUUAUCUAAAGCUCAAAGGUUCCUUCUUUUAUAGGAUCUUACAGUGCCUUACAGAUGACCAAGAGGAGAUACGGAGCACAGUCAUUUUCUACGUUACAGAGAGGUUGCUGAAACGAUUUCCAAAGAUCCUUUGUCAGCACUUUAUUGAAUGUAUUUUCCAUUACAACUGUUAUGAGGAGCAUGAGAGUUACAACAAGUUUACCCAGAGUACUUCAGAGAAGGAGCUCUUCUCUCUUGCAGAGGAGCACCACAGAGAGGACCGCCACCUGAUCUAUCGGUUUAUGCUGGAUCACAUGCCUGAUGACCAGAGAUUCACAAUUACCCAAAGACUUUGUCAAGAUGUGCUAGGCGGCAUUGUGGAUGGGCGGAUCAAGCUGACUCCUUCAAGCCUCCCGAUGCUGCAGGACACGCUGACAGUACUAAGCAGUGAUGAGAUCAAGCUGGCAUCCCUUAAGUCCAGGCCUGAGGAUGCUGACCAGCCAACUGACCAAGCUGAACAGGCAGCUAUGGCAGGAAUGGCUAUCAAGAAGACCAUAAUUUCACAGGUUGUAAAGCGCAACGUCAUUGAGAACAUCGUCCCAAUACUGAUUGCAGUAAAGCACAAGCUAGAGGAGAACCGGUCACCUUUGAUGAAGCAUCUUUUACUCUACUUAAAGGAGCUCAUGAAAGAUUAUAAAAAUGAGGUAAAGGAGAUUCUGGCUGGGGAUAAGCAGCUAGCUAAGGAAAUAGAAUUUGACCUCAGACGUUUUGAUCAAGAACAAAGAGAAGAAGCUGAGGAGCAGAGGAAUCCACCUGUUGAAAACAAUAGAAUUGAGGCUGAGAAAGAGCCUAGACAAAUUGAGGGAACUAAUGUGACUGAAACCUCAGAUGGCUCACAUGCCCUGCCAAAGCGGCAAGAAGUACCACAACAGCCAGCAAGUCCAAAACCUUCAUUGAUGACACCUUUGAACAUUGCAGGCAAAACUCCUUUGGCAGCAAAGAAUGACCUUCUCAGGCUAGCCCUUCUGAAUAACAAAACAUUAGCAGCAAGACGUAAAAGUAUUGCUGCUGCACCAGAAACAGAGCCAGAAGUCAAUAGUGUGUCAAGCAUUAUAAAAGGCCGUAGAGCAAGUGUUGCAGAUUUCAGAGAGAAGAGUGAUGAGGAAAUUGUUUUCAACACCAGUAAUGCAAACAAUACUCAUGUUGACCCUCGCCCCAUUGAAAGUGUACCUGCUGAAGACAAUGAUGAAACUCUAAAGGUUACCCCAAAGAAAAGUAAAGAUUCACAGAAAUCUAGGGAGGAGUUAUUACGUGCUAUUAGUACACCUCAAGCCCACCAGAGUGUCAUCAGUAAUAUUACUUUCAUGAAUGAGACUCAAGAUGUUAGUGCUAUCAGCAUUGAUUCAACCAUAAACUCACAUUCUGAAGGAAGCAAUAAUGCUGACAAGCCAAAGCUGUUACUGCACCUUAAAAGUCCAGAGGCUUAUGCCAAAGAAUCUGACUUCAGCCAGUUACGCAAAGGUCCAAGACGAGAGGUCAAUACAAAAAAGGAGCUUACAAAAAAGGAGCUUACCAAAGGAAGUGAAAAGUCUGUAAGAUGUGCCUUGUUUGAGUCUGCUACCAAUGUGUCAGAGAGUGAGGAUGAUGAUUCGAUUGUACCAAACCGAAAGCAUGCUUCCUUUGUCAAGACAAGCAAGCCAGAGGCGAGAGGAAAAGUUAAGAGGACAAGGGACAUGGCAUCUCUUAGUCCAGAUCCAAAGAAGAGUGAGAAUGACAAGAAAGAACCUGACGUCACAUACAAGAAACCCAGUCAAAAACGCAGUAGGGUUAAAACCAAAUAAACUCAUUUUGGUUACUAGAUUAGAAAGCAUGUACUGUGUGUUUCACAAUAACUGUUUUCAUUUGUAUUUAUCAAUUUUUCCCCAUCUUUUUGUUUUUGCUUUGAAAGUCAUUAGUAAUUUUUAUAAUUGUUGAUAUUCAAAGAAAUUAUUUUGAUUCCAUUUUAGCAAGUGAAAUGUGAAUUGAAUAUCUAUUAAAAUGGUUUGUUUUCCCUAAAGCUGUAUUUGAUAUACAGCAGUACUGAGAAGUAGCAUAUUAUGCAAGUAAAAGAGUAUAGUGACUUAUCUGAGUAGGAUUUUCUUUUAGAUUCUAUUCAUCAUCUAUAUUUCUUGUUUUUUUUUUUCUUUUCCCACAUAUUUUGAGAAAUGAUUUUAGAUUGAUAAGGAAAAGCUGUACAAAGUUUAAAGAUGCAACCACAUAGAUACACAUAGUAUAAAUAACCAAUAAUACAAAUAUAUUUCUGCUUAAUAUUUUGAGCAUACUAUAGAGGUCUGUGAUACCAAGUAUGAUAUUUUUCUUAUGUAACAGUUAACAUGUAUAUAACUAAAGUAUUUUUUGUAAUUUUGUAUAUUGAAUGUACCAGUCUGCUAACUGUAAAGUGUACAUGAGAUAAAAGAUUUUAAAUCUUUUGUGCAGCUCAGCCAGAAUGUUUUUUGGUCCCCAUGGCUCCACCCUGUAUUGUUCCAGGGGCAGUGUAAAAUUAAUUUUGAAUGUCUCUCUAUGAGCACACAUUGUGCAUGAAUAUGGCAGAUAAGAAUAUAUUUAAAGUGUGUACACUUUAAACUAAAAAGGUCAUGGAUGAGAUUUUACAUACAAAGUUAGAAGUCUGGUGAAUGUAUAUUUAUUUACUGAUGCUAAUAAAAGCAUUUCUAAAA
Molecule: messenger RNA, 6176 nt
Organism: Penaeus indicus
Lineage: Eukaryota; Metazoa; Arthropoda; Malacostraca; Decapoda; Penaeidae
Product: condensin-2 complex subunit D3-L-like
Exons: 17
Coding region: 216-5303 (1695 amino acids)
Biological process (GO): meiotic chromosome condensation; mitotic chromosome condensation
Cellular component (GO): condensed chromosome, centromeric region; condensin complex
Molecular function (GO): histone binding
Source: RefSeq, a predicted model, not a curated record